UGCAGAGCAUCUCAGUUCUUAAAAACAAAAAAAAGCUCCCCAUUUUUUUUCACUUAAAGUCCCUGAAAAAUUUGAAAUUAUAAAAAAGUCCUCAGGUUCUCAGAGAAUCUCUUUCCAAUGGGAUACUUAAACUUUUCAGGAGGAUAAGCUGAGAAAAACCCCAUUUUUCCUUCAUCUUCUCCGCCUCCUCCUUCAUCCUCCUCCAAUGGCGGCCAACUCACAGGCUGAACCACCUCCUCUGGAGGUCCUCUCAUGGCUGAAGAGCCUUCCGAUGGCGCCGGAGUACCAUCCCACACUGGCUGAGUUCCAGGACCCCAUCGCUUUCAUACUCAAGAUCGAGAAGGAGGCCUCGGCCUACGGCAUCUGCAAGAUCGUGCCACCGGUGCCACCGGCGGCGAAGAAGACCACCAUGGCGAACCUAAAUAGGUCCUUUGCGGCUCGUGACCCUAACCCGAAGAAACCCCCGACUUUCACCACGCGGCAGCAGCAGAUAGGGUUUUGCCCUCGACGGCCGCGGCCGGUGCAGAAGCCGGUGUGGCAGAGUGGGGAGCAGUACACACUGCAGCAGUUUGAGGCGAAGGCGAAGCAGUUCGAGAAGACCCAUCUGAGGAAGCUUGGGAAGCGAGGGUUGGGGUUGUCACCGCUUGAGAUCGAGACCUUGUUCUGGAAGGCUUGUGCGGAUAAACCCUUCUCUGUGGAGUAUGCCAAUGAUAUGCCUGGGUCUGGGUUUGCUCCUCUGGCUUCUGGGAAGAAGUGGAGGGAGGAUGAGGCGGCCAAUGUGGGAGAGACAGCGUGGAAUAUGAGGGGGGUUUCUAGGGCAAAAGGUUCGCUUUUGAGGUUCAUGAAGGAGGAGAUUCCUGGGGUGACCUCGCCCAUGGUGUAUAUUGCUAUGAUGUUCAGCUGGUUUGCUUGGCAUGUGGAAGACCAUGAUUUGCAUAGCUUGAAUUACCUGCAUUUUGGUGCUGGGAAGACAUGGUAUGGUGUGCCGAGGGAUGCUAGGCUUGCGCUGGAGGAUGUCAUCCGGGUUCAUGGGUAUUGCGGGGAGGUGAAUCCUCUCGUGACGUUUGCUAUCCUCACCGAGAAAACUACUGUCAUGUCUCCUGAAAUCCUUGUUGGUGCUGGAAUUCCAUGUUGCAGGUUGGUGCAAAAUGCUGGAGAAUUCGUUGUCACAUUCCCUGGAGCUUAUCAUACAGGUUUCAGUCAUGGAUUUAAUUGUGGUGAGGCUGCAAAUAUUGCUACACCUCAGUGGUUGAGAUUUGCCAAGGAAGCUGCAGUUCGUAGAGCUUCAACUAACUUUCCUCCCAUGGUUUCUCAUUUUCAGUUGCUCUAUGCACUUGCACUAUCAUUAGGCUCAAGGAUGCCAAUGGUUUGCUGUACUGAACCACGAAGCUCUAGACUAAAGGAUAAGAUGAAAGGUGAAGGUGAAGUGAUGGUGAAAACCACAUUUGUUCAAAGUGUGGCCCAAAAUAAUAACCUGCUUUCUAUUCUUCUUGAGAAAGGAUCUACUUGUGUAGUCCUUCCACGAAAGACAGCCGAGAUUUCUUUAUGCUCAACUUCACUUGUGAAACCUCAACUUAAGGUGAAACCCAGAUUAUCGCUUGGUUUAUGCAGCCGUCAAGAAGGACUGGAAGCAUCAGGAAUUUUGCCUUCUGAUGAUGCCAUGCCUGACAGAAACAUGGAUACAGUACACUCAAGUGGUUUCUGUUUGGUGAAUGAAAGUCCUGUGUCUGCAUUUCAAGGAAAGAAGUUGGUGCCUGCAAGCUUUAGCAAGUAUGAAACAUCUGACUUUUGCUCAUCCAGUUCAGAGUCACAAUAUGUGGAAGGUGGAAAAGAGAGCACAAUCCAGGGUGAUGGAUUGCUGGAGCAAGGAUUACUGUCGUGUGUCACAUGUGGAAUUUUGAGCUUCUCCUGUGUUGCUGUUAUUCAACCUAGAGAAAAAGCUGCCAGAUACCUGAUGGCUUCUGAUUGCAGUGUUUUUAGUGAUCAUAUUGUUGCCUCAGGAGAUACUAGUGAAACAGCCAAUGUCCCAAAUCAGAAUACGGGCAAUUAUGAUCUUUCUCGUUCUGGGUCUAUGGAGAAACAUUUCCAUGAUGGAUCAAGUGAUAGUUUAGACCAUUGUAAUACACAUUUGCUCCUCUCAGGUCCAAGCACCGGAGCCUUUUCUGGUACUGCAAAUCCAAAAAGCAUUUCUGCGCUUGACCUAUUGGCUUCUGCUUAUGGGGAUUUAUCAGAGCCAGAGGAUGAAGUUCUGGAUAACAAGCCUGGACAUGAGGAUGGUAAUGAAAUUAGAAACUUGUCACUGUCAUCUGACCUAACUCAGAAGUCAAUGUCUUCAACCAAGGUCUUGAAUGGGAAUUUGGAGUCACACUUAAUUGAACCAUACUGCCAGACAGAAACAAAUGAUAAUUACAGGAAUUCUUCGUCAGGUGUAUCCAAUUACAGUGAGCUUCCAGUCCAAGAUUCCGGUCGUAUUGGUGGUUCUGAUGACUCCAAUGAUAGUCCUGAUAAAAUUUGUACACCUAAGUUGGAGUUCUCUAGAUGGAAUCAGCCAGAAAGCCCAAAUAUGCUAGUUAGUUUAGAGGACGAGAUGGCACCUUCAGAUUCCUUAAUCGCGUACUCUACUGGCAUUAAUGGGAAAAAAACAGAUGGUAGCUGUCACAAGGAAGCAGAUGUUCCAGAGCACCAUAACUCUUGUGACCCUGUUGCUCCUAUCAGAUGCACUAAAGGCGAAAUGAAGUUAACAAAUUACAGUGCCAAGAUUCAAAAUUCAGAUGUGCCAGUUAUGCAGAGAUCUGACAAGGAUUCAUCUAGAAUGCAUGUAUUUUGUCUUGAACAUGCUGUGGAGGUUGAGAAGCAGCUUCGUCCAUUUGGUGGGGUUCAUAUCAUGCUUUUGUGUCAUCCAGACUAUCCUAGAAUAGAAGCAGAAGCAAAACUGUUGGCUACAGAGCUAGGAAGUGAUAUUGUUUGGAAGGACAUUCCUUUUCAAGAGGCCAAAAAAGAAGACCAACUAAGAAUCCGAUCAGCUAUGGAGGAUGAGGAAAGUAUCCCAAUGAACAGUGAUUGGGCAGUUAAAAUGGGCAUUAACCUGUAUUACAGUGCAAAUCUUAGCAAGUCACCGCUUUACUGCAAGCAGAUGCCAUAUAAUGCAGUUAUAUACAAGGCAUUCGGCUGCAAUUCUGCUGGAAACUCCCCUGUUAAACUUAAGGCUACAGGGAGACGCCCGGGUAGACAAAAGAAAAUAAUUGUGGCUGGCAAGUGGUGUGGCAAGGUGUGGAUGUCUAACCAGGUCCACCCACAUUUAGCUCUUCGGCAGGACACCCACGAGCAAGAGUUUGCUGAUAAAAUCUACUCUGGGGGAUCUGAUGAAAAGCUUAAAAUUGAGAAGGAUACAGAGGUAACUGAGCAAGCAGCUCGUCCGAGCAGAAACUCUUCAAGUACUGCUGCAGCGAGAAAAUCUGGAAAGAAAAGAAAGAAGACAUUGAACAAGGCUAGCAUCAAGAAAGCUAGGCACACUGCAACUGGAGAUGGUUCUUUGGAAGUUGCAAAAGAAAAUUCCUCUGCACAGUGUUCAAGGCUUCUGAGAAGCCGUAUUAAGCAUAAUGUGACUCCUCUUAAAAAUGAGAACACUAGCCAGCGUAAACUAAAUCUGGACGAUGAAGCUGAUGGAGGUCCAAGCACACGGCUUCGAAGACGGCCAUCCAAGACCGAAGUGACCAAGUCUAAGCCCAGAAUUGAGAAGCAUAUUAAGAAGAAGAAAGGAAACAAAGUCCAGGAACAAAACUCAGCAAUUAACAAGGAGGAGGAACUAGAUUAUCCAUGUGAUGUAGAGGGGUGCUCUAUGAGCUUCGGCACAAAACAGGACCUGUCACUGCACAAGCGCAAUAUAUGCCCUGUCAAGGGAUGUGGCAAGAAGUUCUUCUCUCACAAGUAUCUAGUGCAGCAUCGGAAAGUUCAUCUGGAUGAUCGCCCGCUCAAGUGCCCAUGGAAGGGAUGCAAGAUGACUUUCAAGUGGGCAUGGGCGCGAACAGAGCACAUCAGAGUGCACACGGGCGAUCGACCUUAUGUGUGUCGGGAAGCAGGGUGUGGUCAAACAUUCAGGUUUGUAUCUGAUUUUAGCCGUCACAAGAGGAAGACCGGGCAUUCUGUUAAGAAGGUUCGGAGAUGACACUAACAACCUCUGCAGUAAAAGUACUUCGACAAGGCGGGGAUCAUCAUGUCUGUAAAAUUAAGCUGCAAAUGCAAAUACCAUUGGUAGAGUAGGAUAGGCUAGGGAUUCCCUGUUGUUUAAUUGCUUGGGCUUUCAUUAGGCCCUGCCAAUUACUUCAUUUCAUUGCCAGUCACUACCAACCAUCAAAGUUACAAGUGUUUGUGGCUGGGCUUACAAGCUUAGAAGCUAACAUGGAAUCUUGCCCAGAUUGCCUGGCUUAUUGACUUCCAUUCUGCAUGGAGAGCUUAAUUGAUCCUUGAUUUAUAAUGUUCCUUCUUUUGUUUUAGCUUUCAGUUAUGAAUUAAUUAAUUAUGUAUA
Molecule: messenger RNA, 4525 nt
Organism: Dioscorea cayenensis subsp. rotundata (Guinea yam)
Lineage: Eukaryota; Viridiplantae; Streptophyta; Magnoliopsida; Dioscoreales; Dioscoreaceae
Product: lysine-specific demethylase JMJ705-like
Exons: 7
Coding region: 206-4165 (1319 amino acids)
Biological process (GO): chromatin remodeling
Cellular component (GO): nucleus
Molecular function (GO): histone H3K4me/H3K4me2/H3K4me3 demethylase activity
Source: RefSeq, a predicted model, not a curated record